Molecule: messenger RNA, 1821 nt
Organism: Hydatigera taeniaeformis
Lineage: Eukaryota; Metazoa; Platyhelminthes; Cestoda; Cyclophyllidea; Taeniidae
Source: the annotation of a GenBank genome assembly
AUGGAUAAGCCAAAAACGAAGGAGGUUCCUGCUGUUGUACAUGACAAAUCAAGCGGCAGGACGUAUGUGAGAGGGAGGUUUCUAGGAAAGGGGGGUUUCGCCCGUUGUUGGGAGUUGAGUGAUCAAGACACCGGUGUCAAAUAUGCAGGGAAGGUUGUUGCCAAGUGCGAUAUCGUUAAGCCGUCUCAGCGUCAAAAAAUGCAACAAGAAAUCACAAUUCAUGCUUCCUUGAAACAUGAGAAUAUUGUUGGUUUCCACAGGUCCUUUGAAGACGAAGCCAAUAUAUACAUAUUGCUCGAGCUGUGUCCUAGACGGACACUCAUGGAACUUCAUAAGAGACGCCGGCAAAUUACUGAGCCAGAAGCCCGGUACUUUGUGAAACAAAUCAUAAAUGGAUGUCAGUAUCUCCACCUUAAUAAUAUAAUUCAUCGCGACCUUAAACUAGCCAACCUCUUCCUAAAUGACGAUAUGGUUGUGAAGAUAGGAGAUUUUGGCUUGGCCUCAAGAAUCACUAAGGAAGGUGAAAUGAAGAAGACGCUAUGUGGGACGCCGAAUUAUAUUGCCCCUGAAAUUCUCUGUAAGCAUGGUCACAGCUUUGAGGUCGAUUCGUGGUCCGUGGGUUGCAUUUUGUACACUCUUCUUGUUGGUCGACCACCCUUCGAAACUUCAAGUUUACAUGACACUUAUGAGAAAAUAAAGAAAAAUGACUACUUUGUUCCUGGUAAUAUCAGCAUAGCGGCUACGAAUCUGAUUCGAUCUUUUCUCAACUCUGAUCCACAAAAGCGGCCGAGCAUGUUCAGCGUGAUGGAUCACAGUUUCUUUAAGGGCUUUACUCCUGCUGGUCUCCCUGUCAGCGCGCUCACUACGUGUCCUCGGUUCGACAAUCUUGUCCGUAAUCCCUCUGACAGGCGACCACUCUCAGUCAUUGAUGCUAAUCUUAAUGAUGUAUCAACAGUUAGUGCAGAGGCUAACAAAGACUACACCACUGAUGAUUGCUGGCUCACAGUUUUAUUCGAGAAGUUAGGAGAGCUUCUUGAUGCACCAGUGUUGCAAACGACUUCCAUAACUGCAAUGGAGGAGAGCGAGGAUCCGGCAUGUGUUCCCAUUUAUUGGGUCUCCAAGUGGGUUGAUUACUCGGAUAAAUAUGGCAUCGGCUAUCAUCUGUGUGACUUCUCGAACGGUGUUCUUUUCAAUGAUGAUACACGUUUAAUAUUUACCGCGAACAAGGAGAAUCUUCAAUAUAUUGAAAGUGGUGGCAAGGAGCACUUGUAUACAAAAAACGAUUAUCCUCCUUCACUGAAAAAGAAAGUAACACUACUUACUUGCUUCACUAGUUACAUGCAAGAAAACCUUCUUCAUGCUGGAGAGAAUAUUGUGCGUCGAGAGUCAGACAAUAUGGCCAGAUUGCCCUUCCUCCGAAGCUGGUGCCGGACUCGCAUAGCGAUCGUGCUACAUCUCAGUAAUGGAACAUUGCAACUCAAUUUCUUUGACGACCACUCCAAAAUUAUCCUCUGCCCUUUAAUGGAGGCCGUCACUUUUAUUGACCCGAGUCGUAAUUUCAAGACCUUCCGUUUCAAUUUGCUCAAGAAACAUGGUAUCACUGGCGACUUAAUGAAACGAUUAAAGUACGCCCACGAUAUGAUAGAUUGCAAACUCUUGCAACGGCAGUCUGAACUUCACGCAAGAUGUACUGGAACAAAGAAUAAAAAAGGCUCUCGAGAUACGGUCCUUGCUCCAGCGAAGAAAGAAGAUCCUACCAGUGUAACUGUUGGCAAAGGAAAGCAGGAUACUGCAAAAACCGAUGCUCUGAAAAACAAAUAA